AGUAUAUAACCCCACCAACGUCACUUGAUUUCUUCAUCGAAUCGACAUUUAACAGCACCGUGGAAAACCGCCAGAUUUUUGCUAGCUACAUAAACGAUAUUCGGAAAGUAAAUUUUCUUAAGUUUUAACUGUAACAGUAAGUGCCGAUGGCUGAUAAGAUGGAUAUGUCUUUGGACGACAUAAUUAAGCAAACUAAAAAAGGUGGUGGUGGUGGACGAGGAGGCCGCGGUCGAGCAACAUCUGGUCGAGGUGGAAGUGGAGGCCGACCCGGUGGAAAUGGCUCUGGAGGCCGGACCGGAGGAUCGGGGCCCAUGAGGAGUCGACAGAACUUCAGCGGAGACAGAAGUGGCAGCAGACCCACGCCAUACAGCAGGCCCAGAGAGUUGCCGGACAAAUGGCAACACGACAUGUUUGAUGGUGGCUUUGGUGGUAAUUCUGUCGGAGGAGGAGUGGGGGGUGGAGCUGGUGGCGUCGAGACUGGAGGCAAGCUGCUGGUCUCAAACCUGGACUUUGGUGUCUCUGAUGCAGAUAUACAGGAGUUGUUUGCGGAGUUUGGUACUUUGAAGAAAGCGGCUGUGCAUUAUGACAGGUCUGGACGCAGCCAAGGAACUGCUGAUGUCCAUUUUGAGAGGAGGGCUGAUGCACUGAAAGCCAUGAAGCAGUACAACAAUGUUCCGCUUGACGGCCGUGCGAUGAGCAUCCAGCAUGUCACGUCACAAAUCGAUACCCAGCGACGACAAACUUCACAAAGUUCAAACAGAGGAGCAAGUGGUGGCGGUUUCAACAGAGACAGAAUUGGGAAGCCAAAUUUCUCAGAACGGCGGAGAGGUGGAGACAGACGGGGUGGCGGUGGUUCCAGGGGCAGGGGGAGAGGUGGGCGUGGUGGUGGGAGCAAACAGCAGCAGUUGUCUGCCGAAGAGCUUGAUGCCCAACUCGAUGCUUACAAUGCCAAGAUGGAGACCAGUUAAAACUCCCGGAUGCACUUAUUUGAAUACCUCACCUCAGCCCCGCCCUUUAUUUCGACCUGUCAGAUCUGAAGCUGGAUAAAUAAUGGACUUGUUUGAACAAUGGACCUGAUGUUUUACACUUACUGUUCUUUGGUGUAAUUUUAAUGUAUGAAUGGAUCUUGCUUUUCUCCCUUUUUAAUAUUAUGAACUUUUUGUACCAUUUUAUUUUUUGGGAUGAUUGUAAUUUGAGGGGGAGUUUUUUUUAGUUACCCUCUGCCUCCCCCUUUCCUUGUGCAUAGUUGGAAUAAACCUACAAAAACAAACAUGA
Messenger RNA from Esox lucius (northern pike), 1275 nucleotides. Its product is annotated as THO complex subunit 4-A. The coding region runs from base 147 to 968 and encodes 273 amino acids. Gene Ontology annotation, biological process: mRNA export from nucleus. The transcript is spliced from 6 exons. Gene Ontology annotation, molecular function: mRNA binding. NCBI's taxonomy places the organism in Eukaryota, Metazoa, Chordata, Actinopteri, Esociformes, Esocidae. The record is from RefSeq and is a predicted model, not a curated record. Gene Ontology annotation, cellular component: nucleus.